Molecule: messenger RNA, 852 nt
Organism: Closterium sp. Naga37s-1
Lineage: Eukaryota; Viridiplantae; Streptophyta; Zygnematophyceae; Desmidiales; Closteriaceae
Source: the annotation of a GenBank genome assembly
AUGCGACUUCAGUUUUUCAGCCCACUCUCCUUGGCCCUCCCCUCUCCCUGCCCCAUUCUGUCUCCCAUUCCCCUCCGCCACUCCGCCACUCCCCCGCUUCUCACCUUUCCCCAUCCCUUCCCUCCGCCCCACAUUCUUUACCUCCCCCUUUUCCCCCCUCCCCGCCCCCCCCCCCCUCAUUUUCCCCCGCUUACAGAGGACACUUUCACUCCCGGCUUUUGCUCUGACUACGAGGGAGCAGUCUAUAUCAAGGUGUGGUUACCCCCAUCGUGCUCCUACCAGGUGUGGGCACCCCCAUCGUGCUCCUACCAGGUGUGGGCACCCCCAUCGUGCUCCUAUCAGGGCGCCAUAGGUGUGAUUGUGCUGUAUCAAGGCGCCAUGGGCGUGACAGUGCGCAACGACUACGCGCACGACUUCAUAUUCGCCUCUCCCUGCCCGCCCACACUCCCUCUCACCCGUUUCACUACCGCUGUGCCCCCUCUACCAGGCGUGGACACCCCAAUAGUCCUCUAUCAAGGCGCCAUAGGCAUGAUAGUGCACAGCAACUACGCGCACGACUUCAUAUUCGCCUUUUCCCUCGUCCCCCCUUCCCUCCCCUCCCUAACAGGCGUGGACACCCCAAUAGUCCUCUAUCAAGGCGCCAUUGGCGUGAUAGUGCGCAACAACUACGUGCACGACUUCAUAUUCGCGGGCAUCCGGUGCGGCGCGGACGUGCACUACGCGGCAGACUGCGUGCUGGCGACCAUCUCGUACAACAUUGUCGUGGCUGCUGGGACGAAUAGAUCGGGGGAUCAAGAUGCCGCUGGGAUCUACUUCUGCACGCACUGGUUCAGCCCUGGUGGGUGGCAGUAG